Bombus pyrosoma is the source of this 790-nucleotide messenger RNA. RefSeq names its product signal peptidase complex catalytic subunit SEC11A (gene twr). The coding region runs from base 127 to 669 and encodes 180 amino acids. Lineage: Eukaryota; Metazoa; Arthropoda; Insecta; Hymenoptera; Apidae. Gene Ontology annotation, molecular function: serine-type endopeptidase activity. The record is from RefSeq and is a predicted model, not a curated record. The transcript is spliced from 4 exons. Gene Ontology annotation, cellular component: membrane; signal peptidase complex.
UUUACGUGACGUGGUACGUUGAACGAUACGUUUACUGGUUGUUGCCGGUUGUGUUCAAGCAGAGUAAAGUUGAAAUUGUUUUGUUUAACUUGGUUAUCGUAAUUUUUGUAGAAAACAGUUGUGACAAUGUUGCAAUCUAUAUUCGACGAUGUACGGCGAAUGAAUAAACGGCAGUUCCUGUAUCAGAUGUUAAGUUUUGGUAUGAUCGUUACAUCUGCUCUGAUGAUAUGGAAAGGCUUGAUGGUUGUAACAGGUAGUGAAAGUCCAAUCGUGGUCGUUCUCAGUGGUAGUAUGGAACCAGCUUUCCAUAGGGGAGAUUUAUUAUUUUUAACCAAUUAUCAAGAUGAACCAGUCAGGGUAGGAGAAAUUGUUGUUUUUAAAGUUGAGGGUAGAGAUAUUCCAAUUGUACACAGAGUACUUAAACUACAUGAGAAGGGUGAUCAAAAUAAUACUGUUAAAUUUCUAACAAAGGGCGAUAAUAAUUCUGUUGAUGAUAGAGGUUUAUAUGCAGCUGGUCAAUUAUGGCUGACACAUAAAGACGUUGUUGGCAGAGCAAGGGGUUUUUUGCCAUAUGUAGGAAUGGUUACAAUAUGUAUGAAUGAAUAUCCCAAAUUUAAAUAUGCAGUAUUAUCAGUUUUGGGAUUAUAUGUUUUGGUACACAGAGAAUAAAGGUAUUUCAUGUGGAAAGUUAUAUGAAAUAGACUACCUGAACAUUUACAAAAAAAGUGCAUUGUAAAUUAAAAUCCUAAUUCAUAACUCAAAUACACAUGUGAAGCUAUGUACAAUGUGA